This is a messenger RNA of Daucus carota subsp. sativus, 2259 nucleotides long. RefSeq names its product glucomannan 4-beta-mannosyltransferase 2. Gene Ontology annotation, cellular component: Golgi apparatus. The coding region runs from base 248 to 1837 and encodes 529 amino acids. NCBI's taxonomy places the organism in Eukaryota, Viridiplantae, Streptophyta, Magnoliopsida, Apiales, Apiaceae. The record is from RefSeq and is a predicted model, not a curated record. The transcript is spliced from 9 exons. Gene Ontology annotation, molecular function: mannan synthase activity.
ACUCACUCUCUUCAGUCUUUACUCUCUGUCUUGGGGCAGUACAUCAAUACUGCUCUGUCUCUUUUUCUACUAUGUCACUGAGAGUAAGCAGAGAGAUACAAACUAGCCCAUUGCAGUAAAACCUCAAAUUGCAUUCCUCAAAUUCUAGUGUAUUUUCAUAGAUCCACUUGGUGCUACAGAGCUCCCCUGUUUUUCCUCUGUUUUCCCCUGUUUUUUCCUCUGUUUUCCCCUGUUUCUCAGGCCAAAAAUGGCUCAAGUUUCAGGUAAAAGUUUCAUUCCAGAGACUUUCCAGGGCACAACAGUGGAUAUAGCAACUCAAAUUGGGUUGCUCUGGGAGCUCAUUAAGACCCCAUUAAUUGUACCAUUGCUUAAACUAGCUGUGGUUAUUUGUUUAGCUAUGGAACUCAUGCUCUUUGCUGAGAGAUUAUACAUGGGAAUAGUCAUUAUAUUGGUUAAACUCUUUUGGAAAAAGCCUGAGAAAAGAUACAACUGGGAGCCAAUGAAAGAUGAUUUAGAAGCUGGGAAUUCUACUUUUCCUCUCGUGCUUAUACAGAUCCCUAUGUUUAAUGAAAGAGAGGUUUACAAAAUCUCUAUUGGGGCUGCUUGUAAUCUCUCAUGGCCAGCUGAUCGCCUUGUUAUACAAGUUCUCGACGAUUCAACUGACCCGAUUAUUAAGGAAAUGGUUGAGAAAGAAUGCAAAAGAUGGGCAGCUAAAGGCUUAAACAUAACCUACCAAAUCAGAGAAACUAGAGGUGGCUACAAAGCUGGUGCACUUAAAGAAGGAUUAAAGCGUGAUUACGUUAAAGAAUGCGAAUACGUGGCGAUUUUCGACGCUGAUUUCCGGCCAGAACCCGAUUUUCUCCGACGGUCCAUUCCAUUCCUCAUGCACAAUCCUAAAAUUGCACUUGUUCAAGCCAGAUGGAGAUUCGUGAAUUCUAAUGAGUGCUUGAUGACAAGAAUGCAAGAGAUGUCACUAGAUUACCAUUUUACAGUGGAGCAAGAAGUGGGCUCAGCUACUCAUGCCUUCUUUGGUUUUAAUGGGACUGGUGGCAUAUGGAGAAUUGCUGCCAUCAAUGAGGCCGGUGGCUGGAAAGAUCGAACAACAGUCGAAGAUAUGGAUCUUGCUGUUCGGGCUAGUCUUAAGGGCUGGAAAUUUGUUUACCUUGGCGAUCUUCAGGUAAAAAGUGAACUUCCUAGUACUUUUAAGGCCUUCCGAUAUCAGCAACACAGAUGGUCUUGUGGUCCUGCCAAUUUGUUUAGAAAAAUGGUGAUGGAAAUUGUGAGGAACAAGAAAGUUAACUUCUGGAAAAAGGUUUAUGUGAUUUACAGCUUCUUCUUUGUACGAAAGAUCAUAGCUCAUAUGGUCACAUUUUUCUUUUUCUGUGUCGUCCUUCCAUUAACCAUCAUGGUUCCUGAAAUUGAUGUUCCGAAAUGGGGAGCCAUAUAUAUCCCUUGCAUCAUCACCACUCUCAAUUCAGUUGGAACCCCCGGGUCAAUCCAUUUACUGUUUUACUGGAUCCUGUUUGAAAAUGUGAUGUCAUUCCACCGUACCAAGGCAACCUUUAUUGGAUUAUUUGAGGCAAAGAGGGCUAAUGAAUGGGUUGUGACUGAGAAACUAGGAGAUGCUCUCAAGAACAAAAAAUCAGCUAAGAAAUUCAACUUCAAUAUAGGAGACAGAAUACACGUUACAGAGCUGGGAUUCGCAGCAUUCCUCUUCUUCUGCGGAUGCUAUGACUAUCUUUAUGGGAAAAACAACUACUUUGUUUACAUGUUCCUCCAAACAAUAACAUUUUCUAUCGUGGGAUUAGGCUACAUUGGUACCAUUGUCCCAAGCUGAUACGCAUGGAAAGCAUGAACUGCAUACAUACAUCGCAUCAAGGCCUUACUAUGCAAGUUCUUCCUUCCACCGUUCCACGUAACAUAUACAUAUGCCUGCUUUUUGUUCAGCAUUGAUUUGCAUUUGAGGCCCUCUAGAAAUGGUCACGUAAGUGAGCCGACUGGAGAACAAACUGGUGGUGGUCUUAGCUAGGAGUCAGUCAGUUGUAAAAGGUUGAAGAAGGCUAAAAUUGCAGCCGCUGUAUGGUAGAGAUAGAUUAGUCUUCAAAGUUGCUUGUUUUGUUGUGGAUGAGUGAGUUAUACUUGUAGUUUGUUUCAGCUCCAGAGUGAAAUAAGUUAGCAAAAAUCAAUGCAGUAUGGCAAGGCUUUAGCAAGUUGUAGAAUACUUUAUUAUGUGCAACUAGCUUUACAUUUAAGAUGCCA